UCCCUUCAGAUCAAAACCCUAAUAACAGAGAGAGAGAGUCGCAGCAGCAGCAGCCAUGAAGUACAACCCGCGCGUCUCAAGCUCUCGCCGCAAGUGCAGGAAGGCGCACUUCACCGCGCCGUCUAGCGUUCGCCGGGUGCUGAUGAGCGCCCCCCUCUCUUCCGAUCUCCGGAACAAGUACACCGUCCGGUCCGUCCCCGUCCGUAAGGACGACGAGGUCCAGGUGGUUCGCGGGACAUACAAGGGCCGUGAGGGGAAGGUCGUCCAGGUAUACCGUCGCAAGUGGGUCAUCCACGUGGAGCGCAUCACACGCGAGAAGGUGAAUGGAUCCACCGUCAACGUCGGCAUCCAUCCGUCCAAGGUCAUCAUCACAAAGCUCAAGCUCGACAAGGAUCGCAAGGCCCUCUUAGAUCGGAAGGCCAAGGGCCGUGCCGCCGACAAGGCCAAGGGCAAAUUCACAGCCGAGGAGGUCUCCGCUGCCGCUGGAUCUGGCCCGUCCCUCCAAGAGGUCGAUUAGAUCGACGGUCAUAGUAAUGCCUCUUCUCUCUCUCUCUCUCUGUCUCUCUUUCUUUAUUGAAAUACUAUCGACGGUUAGGAUUUGAUGCUGUUUUUCUUUUAUAUUUUUGGUUUUGUUUAGGGGACUAAAUGUUAUGGUUAAUGCCGUUUUUGGUAAUUUCGGAUUUUGUUAUGCUAUCAUGCGCGGAAUGGAUUAGACUGUUUUUUC
This is a messenger RNA of Magnolia sinica, 724 nucleotides long. Its product is annotated as large ribosomal subunit protein uL24z-like. The record is from RefSeq and is a predicted model, not a curated record. The transcript has a single exon. Gene Ontology annotation, cellular component: ribosome; cytosolic large ribosomal subunit. Bases 56 to 517 code for a protein of 153 amino acids. NCBI's taxonomy places the organism in Eukaryota, Viridiplantae, Streptophyta, Magnoliopsida, Magnoliales, Magnoliaceae. Gene Ontology annotation, molecular function: structural constituent of ribosome; RNA binding. Gene Ontology annotation, biological process: cytoplasmic translation; ribosomal large subunit biogenesis.